UUUAAAAUGGAAGGACAACAAACUUUGGUAUAAUGUUGAAUCAGAAGAAGGGAGGGCAGCAUUUAUAACCUCGGUAGUACCAAACAGUUGGAUAAAUUAUGAUAAUGGGAACAAAGAAGGUGAAGAGGAUGAUGCUGAAGAUUUGUUGGAAGUGCGAUGA
Messenger RNA from Cetraspora pellucida, 160 nucleotides. NCBI's taxonomy places the organism in Eukaryota, Fungi, Glomeromycota, Glomeromycetes, Diversisporales, Gigasporaceae. The record is from the annotation of a GenBank genome assembly.